This is a messenger RNA of Mobula hypostoma (lesser devil ray), 841 nucleotides long. Its product is annotated as cytochrome c oxidase assembly factor 8. The record is from RefSeq and is a predicted model, not a curated record. Bases 74 to 688 code for a protein of 204 amino acids. Gene Ontology annotation, cellular component: mitochondrion. Lineage: Eukaryota; Metazoa; Chordata; Chondrichthyes; Myliobatiformes; Myliobatidae. Gene Ontology annotation, biological process: intrinsic apoptotic signaling pathway. The transcript has 5 exons.
UCGCCUUACUGCCGUAAAUUAUAACCAGCGUCGAGCUUUUUGAGGUUUAUUGGAAUUUAUAUUUGGAAAAGUGAUGAGCCAUGAACUUAGGGCUUUGGUUUUAUAUUUCAGCAACCCAUUUUGGAGAAGACUAUUGCUGACUGCUUAUGUAAAAAGAGCUGAAGCGCAGAAUUAUGGCUGUUGCCGUCCAAUUUCAACUAGUUCCCCUGAUGAAAGGGGAAAAGAUACCGAGAUUUCAGACUUCCAGCCGCCAAAGGACUCACACUUUGACUGGGUUGGCCCUCCAGAUAGAUUUUCAAACUUAAGAUACGUGAAGUUUCACAUUCCAAAGAAUGAAUCCAAACUGGAAAGGCAGCUGAGAAAAUUAAGAAUAGAUACGCAGAAUUGGAACCAGAAAUUUUGGUCAAAUCAGAAUGUAGUUUUCAACAAGGAAAAAGAAGAGUUUAUACACUCAUGCUUACGAGCAAAGGGAUUGGGAUUAAGAGAUGAAGAAGGGAGGAAAAACACUUUAACUGCUGAAGAGAUGGCUGAAUUUUACAAGGAGUUUCUUAAUAGAAAUUAUGAAAAACAUGUGAACUACAAUAAGGAAUGGUACAGACGUAAUUUUACUAUCACGUGGUUAAUGGGUCGAGCUGUAUUGCAAAAUGCUUGGAGAAGACUGAGACGGAGGAAGGAAAUCAGACAAUGAAGAUCCUGUACUGGAAGUAAACAUUUUAGUGCUUGAAUUUAAUUGUUCUGUGAAAGUACUUGGGUGUUGGUGAUACUCUAAAUGUUUCUCAGUGAAGGAUUCUUAAAAUACGAUGGUGAUCAAAGUAUAAUAAAACUUGUUAUAUAUUGUUUA